GUCGGGAGCGGUCGCGGGGAGGUGACAGGCGGUGAAGGGAUGUGAAUAGAUUAGUUCAUCUAUCCACUUCCGGGGCGCUGGUCCGUCACAACGAUUCACAACGGGUAGUACCGGGUCACACGGUACACCGGGAAGGUUUCCCUUUUUCCAGUUCAAAAUGAGGACUGAACUGUGCUGCAUAUAGAUGGCCGGUUGUGGUGAAAUUACCCACACAGCAAACAUGUUGCCCUCAAAUAAGAAGCUUGGAGAAGCCUGCUCCAAUGGAGCUCCAAAUCUUGCAGUCCCUGAAUGUGCUAUAUGCCUUCAAACCUGUGUCCACCCAGUCAGUCUUCCUUGCAAACACAUUUUCUGUUAUCUGUGUGUAAAAGGAGCUUCAUGGCUUGGAAGACGAUGUGCACUAUGUAGACAAGAGAUCCCUGAGGACUUCCUAGACAAACCAACUUUACUUUCUCCUGAAGAACUAAAAUCAGCAAGCAGAGGGAAUGGAGAGUACGCCUGGUACUAUGAAGGAAGAAAUGGCUGGUGGCAGUAUGAUGAGAGGACGAGCAGAGAGCUUGAAGAUGCCUUCACAAAAGGCAAAAAGAACACAGAAAUGCUUAUCGCUGGCUUUCUGUAUGUAGCUGACUUGGAGAACAUGGUACAAUACAGACGAAAUGAGCACGGACGACGCAGAAAGAUGAAAAGAGAUAUUGUAGAUAUACCGAAAAAAGGUGUGGCUGGCUUAAGACUAGACUGUGAUGCAGCUAAUGUAAGUCCUGCAAGGGAAAGCUCAGCAGAUGGUGCAGACAACAUUGCAACACUUGGAGCGUCAUCAGCCCAAACUACUUCUGUUUUACCUGUCGGACCUCACAUAGUUCUUAGCAGCCAGAAUGCCAAUCCCAUACUUUCACAUACUGAUGGGAGCACUUCCCUUGAUAAUGCAUUCUCCCAACUUCAGCUAGGAGACCAUGCAGCAGGUAGAAAUAACAUUGGGGAAGGCGAGGAAGGACUGCCUCAACCUGCAAGUAGAGUGCCACUCACUGAUGCCAUUGUAGAUGACCCCGAAACAGAUGACACCACCAACCAGGGGAUUCUUUCAGUGCAACAGAAUGUAUUUAUUCAGCAGAGACACACAGUAAUAGGGGCUUCCCUGCCACCACCAGAUCGCCCAGCUGCAACAGCUAAUGGUGGGCAGAAUACCAUUGUAAGGUCUAGAAGGCCUGAUGGACAGUGCACAGUGACCGAAGUCUAAGUGAGUGACUGGUCUGGGCUUCUCGUAAGCAGUGUCCGUUGUCACUGCUUUAGAAUUGGGCUUAGACCAGGUAGCAAAGAAAAUACUGACCCCCUAACAUGACAUUCAUCUUGAUUUAUUUCAGUUGUAAGCUGGAAGGGCUAUUUAUAAGUAGAUAACUGAAGAGACUGAGUUGGCAUAAUGUGAGUGCUGAAUUGGCAUGUUACUUUUUACAUUGUAUUUUGAUAGUGGAGCUAAACCGGAAGGUAUGGAUCAUUUAAAUAAGUGAGUUGAAGUACCCCUUCUUGUUUAUUGCUUUCUCCGAAAUACAGCACAAGCUACUUGGUGGAGGAGGGGAAAGUAAGGAAACAUGGGAAUAAAGUGCAAGUGUUAAAGAAUAUUUUAUACAUCUACUAAUGUGUGUGUGUGUUUUCUUUUGUAGUGUUAGUCUCUUAUAAAUGUGAUUUCCAUGUAAUAAAUCUCAUUACGCUGGGUUUACGUGUGGCGACCUAUUGAUUGGAUUCACCCCAAAAUACUGGGACAUAACAUGUGAUUGUAAGAGUUUCCUUUUUGUCUGAAUAUUUACCAAACAAAUGUUUAAUUGUAGCUUUAAAUGGGUUUUCCCGAAAAAGAGAAGUAUAUUCUAUUCUUCCAGAGUGUUGUGCUCUCUUUGGAAAAAUAGAUAAUCUAUACUUAAUCUGUACAGCCACACCACUCUUGCCAUCAAAGCCCAGCCUAAAUGAUCAUUCUACAGUCAUAUAUUUGGUCCCUGUUCCAACCUUUUGGGAAAUCUUUUGGAUUCCAGAAAAGUGAAGAAGGAAAGCCACUCUUAAUGCUAUGUGUACAAAGCAUAAAGGGGAGAUUUAUCAAAACCUGUGCAGAGGAAAACUUGUCCAGUUGCCCAUAGCAACCAAUCAGAUUGCUUCUUUCAUUUUGCACAGGCCUUCCUAAAAAUGAAAGAAGCGUGCUGAUUGGUUGCUAUGGGCAACUGGGCAAGUUUUCCUCUGCACAGGUUUUGAUAAAUCUCCCCCAAUGUCAGUGUGGAAUUACGCAUGAAUCUUACGCACAGACAUUCUGCAGCAGCAGAAUCUCAUUGAUUUCAAUGGAAUACUGCUGCUCUGUUCACAUGGCAGAAUUUCCGCAGCAGCAACAUCUGCCCCGGAAAUCCUGAUUCUGGCAUCCACAAAAAACAUUAAAUAUGUUUAAUGUUUUUGCGGAUUCCACAAGGAAAUGCAUUGCUGUCUAUGAGACGGCACAUUGCUGAGCGGUCCUAGCGCCAGCAAGUUCUGCCAGCGCUCCGCUGUCUAUGGAACAAAGGCUAUGGCUUUGGCUGUGAAAACGAGCCUUUAGUCCUGCUUUCUGCCAAGUAAGUCUUUAUUUCUGUGUACACCAGGUAUGGACAAAUUGCAAUAGAGAAGACCUUUAGAUUUUUUCUGUUUGGUUUUUUGGCUACCUGUCCCCUGGGAUUUGUCCAGUCCUGGGCCACAUUCACCUUUACUCCUUGUAAGCAGCUGAUGACAAUGGAGAUUGGUCAGCAGGAAUCUUAUACUCCAGGCCCUAUCAGCAGAAGAGUGUUCUUCUCUUGCCAUCCUGUCCUUACAUGUAUUUCAUGUGUGUGUUUGGUUUGUAUAUUUAUUGCUUCUGGUUCUUUCUCUACAAGCUAUAACUGCCCUCUUUGAAAGUCAUUUUAAAUAGAUUUGGCCGUGUCAAGCUAUUAUAGAGCUUUAUAUUAACCUGAACCCAUUUCCCUAAGCUAUUGUAGAUGCUUACUUAUUGUUAUAGCUUGGUUUGAUCCCUGACUUGCCACAGUAAGAGUUAAAACCCCAGUAUAUUUUAUUGAACUGAAGAAUGUGAGGAACCAAAGAGGCCAGGAGCUGAAUAAAAGUAUAUUUAAUGCUGACGUAGUUUUAAGUUGGAAGUACCGUGGUUUAAUAAAGGAAAUGACUUAUUUUAGAACAACCUUCCAGCCACACAUGUAUAAAGAGCUAAUAUUGGUUUGUUGACAAUUUUUACACCUUUCUCUUUAGACUUUACUGUGAAGUCUGUAUUUAGAAUUUUACCCCUCUCAAGUUGUCUUGUUUUUGUUACAAGAUUUGUAAUUUAAUAAAGAUUACAUUUUAUCAGCAACAA
Messenger RNA from Hyla sarda, 3340 nucleotides. RefSeq names its product ring finger protein 146 (gene RNF146). Gene Ontology annotation, cellular component: nucleus; cytoplasm. The record is from RefSeq and is a predicted model, not a curated record. Gene Ontology annotation, molecular function: ubiquitin protein ligase activity; poly-ADP-D-ribose binding; zinc ion binding. The transcript has 3 exons. Lineage: Eukaryota; Metazoa; Chordata; Amphibia; Anura; Hylidae. Gene Ontology annotation, biological process: ubiquitin-dependent protein catabolic process; Wnt signaling pathway. Bases 185 to 1231 code for a protein of 348 amino acids.